Labeo rohita (rohu) is the source of this 3286-nucleotide messenger RNA. RefSeq names its product transmembrane protein 134 (gene tmem134). The coding region runs from base 220 to 837 and encodes 205 amino acids. The transcript has 8 exons. The record is from RefSeq and is a predicted model, not a curated record. NCBI's taxonomy places the organism in Eukaryota, Metazoa, Chordata, Actinopteri, Cypriniformes, Cyprinidae.
ACUCGACCCACAAAAAAGAAGCAGCUGUUACUAGCAAAGUUUAGGUUAAAGUUUUGCGCCGGCGAGUAAAUAAUACAUUUAAUCAGAUUUACUAAACUAGUGUACCUUCGAAGGGAUCUAAGGAUCAUGCCAGACAGAUCUACGAGUAACUGACGAGGAUCAAGAGUAAUGGACAUGCUUGCCAGUUAACGACCAGCCAAUAUCUGAGGGCCUGUAGCUAUGGGGACACAGUUCACAAUUGACGACGCGUUUGUCCUGGAGGGGGAGGAGGAGGAAGGUGUGGUGCCUGGAGAGGAUGUGGGGGAAUGGAAGGGGAGAGAGAAGGAUGUCGGGGGAGAGAUGACGUUUGGACCUCUUUCUUUUUCCAAAACACAAACUUCUGGAUCCGCUGGCACUCCUGAACACAGUAAUCUGAAAUAUCAGAACCUGGAAAAUGAAGAUGCUUUAGGUGGCACUGUGAACUCUUCUUUCAAUAACUUCUUCAAAAUCAGUGAUCCCGCUACUCUAUCCUACUGCAGCUCUCAGUGGUCAUUCAGCACACUCAGCUCAGUCACACAGCUGUCUGCUCACUGCUGCGGGUGGACGUCUCACCCGCUGGUGAAGAAGAACAGACGAGUCGUUCUUGCCUCAUUCCUCCUCUUAAUCACUGGAGUUGCUUUGAUCUUUACAGGCAUUGUCAUACAGUUAAACCCUCACGCAGGUGUUUCAAGUGCAAUUUUCUUUGUUCCUGGAUUUCUUCUCUUCAUUCCUGGUGUCUAUCAUGUGAUCUAUAUAAGCUGUGCAGUUCGGGGACGAAGAGGAUUCAAGUUCUUUUAUUUGCCAUACUUUGAGAAGUAAACUGUUUUUCUUCACAUCAUCCAGACUGGUGGUCUGGAUUGCCCACCAUUUCAAACCCCCUAAAGUGAAGUAAGGGGAGGAUAUCUUUUACAACCUCAGUUACUAGUGGUCGUGUAAACAAUUUCUUCUUUAUUUUGGUAAAAGCCAGUCUGUACACAGGUCUAAGUAUAUCCUUUACAGAAAAAGUAAAACUGUGAUUUUUAGAGUGUCAAGUGCAGCAUGAUACAAUCUUAAUUCAAAAGAAGGCACAGACUGUAAAAAAGAAAUAGCUCACCCAAAAAGGAAAAUUUGCUGAAAAUGUACUCACUCUCUGAUCAUUCAAGAUGGAAAUGACUUUGUUUCUUCAUUGGUACAGAUUCAUCAAUGGUUCACCAGUGGAUCCUCUGCAGUGAAUGGGUGCGAUCAGAAUGAGAGUCCUAACAGCUCAUAAAAAAUAACAAUAUAUUAUGUUUGUAUGUGUAUAUGUAUCCAGUCUAUCAAUUAAUGUCUUGUUAUAUGAAAAUCUACAUGUUUUUACUAAACAGAUCUAUUAUUUGGGUGUUAUAACUUCAAACUGUUGCUUCUAGCAAAAAUGUGAGUUCAUAAUCCAUAUUAAAGAAGUCCACUUCCAAAACAAAGAUUCACAUAUAAUGUACACACCACCUUGUCAUCCAAGAUGUUCAUGUCUUUCUUUCUUCAGUCGUAAAGAAAUUGCUUUUUGAGGGAAAACAUUUCAGCAUUUUUUCUUCAUGUAUUGGACUGCUAUGGUGCCCCGAUUUUGAACUUCCAAAAUGCAGUUUAAAUGCAGCUUCAAACGAUCCCAAAUGCGUUUGUAAACGAUCCCAGCCGAGAAAGAAGGGUCUUAUCUAACAAAAUGAUUGGUUAUUUUUAUUUAAAAAAUACAAUUUAAAUACUUUUCAAUCUCAAAUGCUCGUCUUGCCUUUCUCUCCAUAAACUCUGUGUAUUCUGACUCAAGACAGUUAGGGUAUGUCGAAAAACUCCAAUUGUAUUUUCUCCCGGAACAAAAACAGUCCGAGCAGAGACAAGAUGAGCUUUUGGCAUUAAAAAGUAUAUAAAUUGUAUUUUUUAAAAUGAAAAUAACUGAUCGUUUCGCUAGAUAAGACCCUUCUUCCUUGGCUGAGAUUGUUUACAACUGCUCGUUUGAAGCUGCAUUUAAACUGCAUUUUGGUAGUUCAAAAUUGGGGCACCAUAGCAGUCCAAUAUAUGAAGAAAAAUGCUGAAAUGUUUUCCUCAAAAAAACACAAUUUCUUUACGACUGAAGAAAGAAAGACUUUCUUGGAUGUCAAGGGGGUGAGUAAAUUAUUUGUAAAUUGUUGUUCUGGAAGUGGACUUCUCGUUUAAUGCUUCCUCUAAAAAGAGGAAAGAGUCUUAUCCUCUCACAUCUAUUUAUUUUUGCUUGUAAAUGGUGCUUGAUCUGUGCACAUUUCUCUCCUGAUUCAGUUUUUAACUUCAAACCUGUUCCGGCUAAAAUGUAGGUUUUUUUGUUUUUACUUUUCUUUACUUUUUUUAGUUGUCUAGUUUGAGUCAGAUGAGAAAUAUGCACAGAUCAAGCACUAUUUACAAGUGAAAUCAGUCCUAAAGUGGAGUUUUCUCACUGGAGAAAGCAGUUUUAAUGAUUAAAAGUCAUUUUUUUGCCAAAAGUGACAUUUUGAAGUUAAAACACCUUUCAUUUCACAAGAUUGACUGAUUGAUGGACUGAAGUUGUGUGGAUUAUUGUAAUGGUUUUUAUCAGCUGUUUGGACUCUGAUUCCAACAGCACCCAUUUAACCACAGAGGAUCCAUUGGUGAAGUAAUGUUAUUUUAAAUUUCUCCAAAUUUGUUCAGAAGACACAAACUCAUCUAGGAUGGCUUGAAGGGAGUUUGUUUUUAUUUAUCAAACCCCUCCCCUCUCUCAUUUUUGGGUGAACUAUUCCUUUAAAACAUCUGUAUACAGAAUUUGAAGUUACAUCUGAUUGAGAUGUUUUAUAUGAGCUGUGCUACAGUGUUGUUAUAGGUGUUCAAUUCAAUGACAACUUGGAAUUGAGCAAGGAGCAUUAUAAUAAGCUUGUUAUAGAUGUACAAAGUUUUGUUAUAAAUAUAGCACUAUUAAUAACAUGAAAUUGUACACCACUAACCUUAUAUAAUACAAAUGAAAUCAGAGACAAAACAAAUGACAUGAAGAAUGAACAUCUUAAUAGAUGAAAUUUAUCACUUAGGCCAUUGCAUACACACAUACAGUUGAGUUAUAAAGCAUUUUAAAUGAUCAUCCCUCUAUUGUAAAAUCAAGAUGCAGCAGGCAAAAAUGAUUUGCUUUUUUACUGCACAUUAAUCUUAAUUAGUACCACUACUAACACCUUAAACCACUGUUUUAAUGUACAUUAUACAACAAAUGAGUGUUGAAAAGAUUUUGUAUUGUGUAAUUUUUUAAUCAUGACACUACAAUAAACCUGUUUUUAUAUUUGCUUUUAAA